AUGAGUUCCUUCCUUACCCGCUGUGCUCCAGAGAUGUUAGUUCCCUCUGUAAACUGGAUGCAACCAAAUGUGUCCACACCUAGAAUCCGGUUUUUAAAGUCUCUCAUGUGUCGAUGGAUGAACAGAAAGGUCUUGGGCCGAAUGGUCUUUUGCGUGCUGUAAAUUCAAGUUAAUUGGCUCCCGAGGUCUGCAGCUGUCCGUGAACGUCAGACAGGUUCAGUACAUUCUACAAAGAAGCAUCAUGGUUAAUAAUAGCGGGCUGGUGAGGGACUCGGAGCUCAUUCCCAGGCUCCCAAAUUAGAACGUUCCCAGAACAAAACCCGCCUGCAAUCCGGCUCCGCCUUGGGUUCGGAGCGGGUCCGCUGAGAAGUAUGUCGCAGGAGGUGCAGGUUGUGAAGAAGAAACGGCCGCCAAUGAAAGAGGAAGAUAUUAAAGGAGCUCGGAACAGACUGGGCACCAAGCAGGCGAUCCAGUCCAAAACCUACCAGGUCAUGCGACAAUGUGAACAGGAAGGUCUGGCCGCACCGUCUGUCUUCAGCGCCGCCAGAACAGGACAAGAGACCGUGUUCACAAAGGAGGCCGAGGGUCAACCAAAAAGCAUCUUCCAGAAAUGAGGAAAAUUCUGCAUUCACGUAGUUGCAAGUUCUGGUUUAACAGAAAUUUGGGGGAGUUGUAACAAGCAGAUUCAUCUAUAGAGACACUGCUGAACGCUUAAUGCUAACGUGUUUCCAGUUUGUGAAGGAGUGUGAAUUUUUUUUAUAUGCGUUUAAAACCAAACUACAAUAAUCCCGCCCCCACUCGAACAGAUUCAAUUUUUCCAUGGAUAAAAUUUUGGAUCAGACUAACGUCUUACAAAACAAUGCUGAAUUGUCAAACCCUUUAAAAUAAACGGACCUGUGCAGUUG
This is a messenger RNA of Pristis pectinata (smalltooth sawfish), 905 nucleotides long. RefSeq names its product musculoskeletal embryonic nuclear protein 1-like. The coding region runs from base 372 to 614 and encodes 80 amino acids. The transcript has 3 exons. The record is from RefSeq and is a predicted model, not a curated record. Lineage: Eukaryota; Metazoa; Chordata; Chondrichthyes; Rhinopristiformes; Pristidae. Gene Ontology annotation, biological process: tissue regeneration; chondrocyte proliferation; chondrocyte differentiation. Gene Ontology annotation, cellular component: nucleus.